UUUUACCAACUAGUCAAGUUGCAAUUUGUUUUAGUAAGGCAACAUUUAUCGAAUGUCUUGUAAAAUUUAUAUUAACGUUUUAGGUUUAAGUAUUUAUAUGCCAAAUACUUGAGAAAGUGGAAUUACCCUGUGAGAUUUAUAUAGUUCAACGACCUUGGGGUGUUGUGAUUGAGGUCCGGCCAUGUUUGUUGAGAGGAAAGUGGGAUGAAAAAGUAUAAUUGUAAUUUAACAUUUGUAUUUUGGUGCUAAUUUACUGCAGAUUGAUUGCAACAGAAGUUUAUAUUGCAAUGGAAGGAAGCGACAGAGGUCUCAGUCUAGAUAACAGUCUGUCCAUCAGCUCAAUGGGGCCACAGUCUCCCCUUGAUAUGAAACCUGACCCAGUCAGCUUACUUGGUCCUGGAAACUUCAGUCCCACGGGUGGUGGAGGGGGUGGCGGUGGACCCAACAGCCCCAACUCGUUUGGUAUUGGCCACAGCAGUGUUCUUAGUAAUUCAACAGGUAGUGCACAGUCAAAAAGCUCAUCAGUGUCACCUCCCUUCCCACCAAAUCACCCGCUCAGUGGCUCAAAACACCUGUGUUCUAUCUGUGGGGACCGAGCCAGUGGGAAACAUUAUGGUGUCUACAGCUGUGAAGGGUGCAAGGGUUUUUUCAAGAGAACGGUGCGAAAGGACUUGUCAUACGCAUGCCGGGAAGACAAGAACUGUACAAUUGAUAAGCGCCAGCGCAACAGAUGUCAGUACUGCCGCUACCAAAAGUGCCUUGGUAUGGGUAUGAAGAGGGAAGCCGUCCAGAGCCAUCAUAAGAGACAUUGUGGAGAUAUUAGAUCAGGAGUCCUAUGUAGGCACCGUGAAGACAGACUGCAUGAAGAUGAGGACCUCUCAAGACUUGCUUCAGGACUCACAGUUCAUCUAGAUAAGGAGGAGCGUCAGCGUACCAAGGAGCGUGAUCAAAAUGAGGUGGAAUCUACCAGCAGUCUGCAUACAGAUAUGCCUGUUGAGCGUAUACUGGAGGCAGAGAAGAGAGUUGAGUGCAAGACUGAAAAUCAGGUUGAGUUCGAGUCGGCAGUGACCAACAUUUGCCAAGCAACCAAUAAACAGUUGUUUCAACUUGUUGAGUGGGCCAAGCACAUCCCUCACUUUACGAAAUUGCCUCUUGGAGAUCAGGUGCUUCUCCUGCGAGCAGGUUGGAAUGAGCUGCUGAUAGCUGCUUUUUCUCAUCGCUCUAUGGAAGUUAAGGAUGGAAUUGUCUUGGCAACAGGUCUCACAGUUCACCGUAACUCAGCACAUCAGGCUGGUGUUGGUACAAUCUUCGACCGUGUGCUCACAGAACUUGUUGCUAAGAUGCGAGAAAUGAAAAUGGACAAGACAGAACUUGGGUGCUUGCGCUCUGUUAUAUUGUUUAAUCCAGAUGUUCGUGGCUUGAAGUCCGGAGAGGAAGUAGAACGUCUUCGAGAAAAAGUUUAUGCUGCAUUGGAGGAAUACACUCGCACAACACAUCCUGAUGAACCUGGCCGCUUUGCCAAGCUGCUUCUACGUCUCCCGUCACUCCGUUCCAUUGGGCUCAAGUGCCUUGAGCACCUCUUUUUCUUCCGACUAAUUGGUGAUGUACCCAUCGACGAAUUCCUUGUGGAAAUGCUAGAGUCAAACCACUAGAUCCUUAGACAAGUCUGUGUUUUAGCAUGGGUGUUUUCAAGUGUCUGAGUCAUAUUAUGGCUCAUGAGUCAUGGUAAUUUUAAUCAGUAGGCCAUUAGCAUUGUUUCACUGUUAUGCCAUUUCAACUAAAUAUGUUCAUUUCCAUAAGGGACUUUGGUAUAUUCUUUUAAAAUUUAAGUGCACAGUCUAAAUAAAAUUUGUUUUGUUUCCAAACUCAUGGCUGCUUCUGAAAUUGAAUGAACAAUUCAGGUCCUUAAGUGUAUGAACAUGUAACAUGCUGGUCUAUGUUUUGUUAAUCAUCAUGUAUGGAAUGUUGUCUUUAGAAACCCAUUGCACAGUAUGUGGAAGAAGCUGGAGUGCUGGGUUUUAAUAAUCAACAUAUCUGUUCCAUUUAUUACAAGAUAUUGAAGCUCAAAUCCUUUAUGCAUGUGUGGCACUUGAAGUUAUAAACUUCUUAUAACUUGGAUUAUUCAGGAAUUUAGUUAAAUAUGAAUAUAGUUAAAGGGAUACAUUUUACUCUGAAACUCAUCUACUUCAUAUGUAAUUUCAUGUGUCGUUUACCAUCAUACUUGCUUCUUACGGUCAUGUUUACAAGUCUUUUUCUAAGUUAGAAAUGUAUGAAAUUGUUUUCAUAUUUUCCAUAGAACGUUUUACAGUUUCAUACCUUUGUCUUGUGGAACAAUGAUAUCUGUAUGGUGGCAUUGUUCUAGUAACGUAAUAAUUUGGAUUGUUGCAGUGAGAAGUAUAAAGAAAACCUUUUGUUUGUUAGUAAUGAAAAUUUUGUCAUCUUGCUUCUUGUGCUGAUCUGUGCAGAUUUACUUCACAUUCUCCUUUUUGUGUAUCCUGAAUAAAUUCAGUACAAAAUGUAUGUUUACAAGUCGAGUAAUUGGAGCACCAUAUUUAUUUUUGUUCAUUUACAUAAAUUAGCCAAAAUAUCUUAGCCAGUAAUGUUUCUGGCUGUAGGCUGGAUGGUUGUGGUUCUAAUUAUUGUAUAGACAGGGAUAUUUCUAUCUGCCACCAUGUUCAUACUGGUUGUGGGCCCCACGCAUCAUUCAUCUUACUUCUUUGGGGAGAGGAGUGUGAUAGAGCAUGAAGCUGACCAUUCUGCUCCUAGUACCAAGGACUAGAAUAUGUGGAACUUUGCCUCCAUGCCUCCUGUAUACUUUCUUGGUGUGGUUCUUAAUUGCUAGGAAAACUUUACUUGUACCUUACAGAAACAUAAAAAUUUCAUUCAAAACCAAAUGCGUCCAUAGAAAAUAUUUUGCCUGAGAACUGUUACUUUAUACAGUUGGAUGUCUAUUGAUCCCUUAAUUUAGAGUAAUGUCUGUAAUCUGCCAUAUGUAGGAAAAUGGUGUGUACUUUGCAGUUAAGUUGUAAUACUAUAGUAACAUAAUAUGAUCGAUGACAUUGCAACGUACUUCCUGGAAGAAUGUGAACAUAACAUUUGUUGGCCACUAUUCACUGAUAAACCAGAAUGCAACUGUUACUUCCCAGUUCCCAGCAAGAACUGCAUGACUCAUCAUCAAGCACUAGCGUAACAUCUUGUUAAGCACUGGUUAUUGUCGUGUGUGUGAAUAUGAUUUGAUAUACUGUUGAACAGCGUGUUUUUGUGUACAAAUCGUAAAUGAUGUGUGGUUCUACUCUGAAGUGUGAGAAAAUUUUGUCAUAAAUUUCCUGGGAUCACAGUUUCAAACACAACAGACAUUCCUGACCUUAUUAAUAAAUUCAGGUCACUUCUGGAAGGCAGACCUAAAAAAAUGCUAUGUGGUUACUGGAAAAGAAACCAGUUGUAAUAAGGGCUACAUUAGAAUACACUACAGAAGUCACUGAGGUGCCUCACAUAAAAGAAUGGAUCUCAAAAUUGUCAGCAGCUAAAGUAAUGAAGCUGGUCUUCAGGUUCAGUGCAUGAUGGUGAUAUAUACAGAAGAAGGGUUAAAAGAAAACAUAGGAGGAACAGUUUUGGUAGUUCUUUAGAUGAAUUUGAACCUACUUAAAUGAGUGUGUGCAUGUACAGAGAUAGUAUUUUUGGCACCUCUUAUAAUAUAUGUAAGGUUAUUAUAUUGUUUUUGUGGAGUGGUACUUAACUUGUAUUGAUCUUGUAGCAUUUAGCCAAGAAGUGACAGUUGCAUUCCAGUUUGUCAUUGAAUGUGCUGUAUAUCUCUGGACAUGAUCUGGAAUUGAAUCUACUACGUAUUCUGCUAAGGUUUUGGUGUGAAUUCUGAGAAAGAAUCUACAAAGAUCUAUGGGCAAAUUUCUUAUGAAACUUAUGGUAAUGACAGAUUUUUUUAUUGUAUUUUGUAGUCUGAAGUAUUACAAGAUAUAUCAGUACUGGUAAACUUUUCUGUAUACUGGCUAUUCUUCCAUUUUUACACUCCUGUUACUUGAACACAGCCAUAGUUGCACAAUUUUUAAUGCACUUGUUACUACUUUCAAUGCAGUUUAUUAUUUGAUAUCAUAUUCUUUUGUAAUUUCUGGUAAAUUGUUAUACUGUCUAGAUGUCUGUGAUGAUUGAUUAGUAUGUGUAUAUAGUACAAUAAUUAGUAUUGUGUGGUUGUGUCAUUGUUAUAACUUUAUCCUUCAAAGUCAUGUAUAAUGACAUCCAAGUACAAAAGUCCCUCCAUUACCAGUCCAUGUUACAAUAGGCACAGUUUAAGAUGAAUGCAUAUAACUUGGUCUUUUGGUUUGCCACUAUAGGUAGGUUUCCAAAUUCUUCCCCAUCAAACCCCCAUAUAUUUUAUAUUUUAUGAGAGCAGUUGGAGCAGCCAUAUUGCUGCAACUUGCAGUGCAGUAUAGUGAACAGUGUCUUUAGAAUACAUAUGGUGUCAACUCUGCUAAAAUUUAAACAUGUCUCCCAUUUAUUAUGUAAAAGAGUACAACUUUAACAUCUGUAGAAACAAAGGCUGUAGCAGAAAGCAGUUAUCUCUCAUAAUAGGCUCUUUCUGUCGAGAGAUGCAUUAUUAGAUUUCCUUUCAGCCCUUUUUUAGAUGGAGACCAAAUUAUGAGGCUGUUUUAAAUGUUGUUUUCAGUCAGAUUAAUAUUUGUUUCCUUGAAUGCCCUCAAACCGCAUAUUUGAUAUAAGUAGCAAUAUUUUGUUUCCCUCUAUAUCAUAUUUUUCUUGAUUUAUCCAGUUGUGUCUUGGCUAACCUGUUCUUCUCAUUAUUUUCAGUUCUUUGUCUUUCUGUCCUUUCAUUGUCUCCAGUUAUUUAAAAUGCCAAAGUAUUGAAAUAAAUUUUCGUAUAUAACUACUUAAAACUGUAAUAUAUGUUAGAGAGGGAAGUAUUUUGAAUGUUUAUUCUGACACAAGAUAUUUAAUUGCAUCUUGAAACAUUUAUCCUGCACUGCAUAUAUUUGACUUUAAGUAGGUUCUGAAAAAGUUCUUGUAAAUUAAUAAAGAAGUUUAAAUUUUUUACUGCUGCCUCACCUGUUUUCUGAAAGGAACUGAAUUUAUGUGAAGAGAUUUGCAUACUGGUCAUUACCAUGUUACAACCAUUUAAUAAGUAUAUAUUAAUGAAUUUCUGGCACAAAGCUUAUUUAUUUAGAAUCAAUGCUUAUCUAACUUUGAUAUUGCCUUGUAGAGAAUUUGUGUUAGUUACUGGGUUUUCUCUUUAUACCACAAGAAAUAUGUUUAUGGUUCCAUCAUCCCAGACUAAAAAGGAGGUCAGCCUUGAGGUGUGUAACUUUAUGACAUUUGUAAUGGCAGUGGCAGAAUUUAUGAGCUGUUGUAUAUAUUAUACAGUUUUAUUUCUUCUUGUGAUUAGCUGCAGGAAAGGCACCAUCAUUAUUAUAUAUGUAUUCAGUAAAUAUUUGCCUUUUAUUGAUUUGAAGUUACUUUAUAUAAAAAUUUGUGUUGUCAGUUCACAGGGGUCUUUAUUGAUGAUAAUAUUCAUUGCUUUUGGACUGAUACUGUAAAUUUGUGUUUAUCACCUUUCAUGUUACAACAGUGUGUGCAGAUAUCUCAUUAAAUUUGUAGACAGUUUGAAUCCUGUAAACAUCUCUAGAUCUGAGACAGUAUUGUAGUCGUAAGACCAAAAUGUUGAAUUUCUGUAGGUCAUUCUUAAGGCUGACUUUGUUUAUUUGUUACAACAGUUGACUCAAAAUGUAAAUGUAAGAAUUACCAUGGAUCUGUGAUAAAGUAUACUUAGUUUUUUGGAGGGGGGUGAUUAUCAAAUGAGAACUUUGUUCUUGUGAAUGCCCAACUAUGAGGUGGGUGAAAAUGUUAGACAACUCCUUUACUUGUUGUUAUGAAUCUGGUAUAUUAGAGUUUACAUUUACCUCUUUGAGUCAUUGACUGUGCUGUUAAAAUUCUCCCUUUUGCUGUGGUUUAUAGCCAUUCAUCAAAUUAUACUGCAGUGUUUCCCAACUGGUGGUCUAUUUAAUGCUGCUUUUCCACAAAUUCUGUUUACCUUUGUAUUACAUCUGUUUUGUAAAGGGGGGGGCUGUUUUACAAGCCGUUGUUCUUUUUCAUUAAUUUUAGCAGAAAGUAAUUCAUACAAUGUUGGUUGGACCCUGUAUCCAGCAUCCCAAAAUCCAGAAGACUUAAAAUCCACAUUUCUUUUUUCUGUACUUGUCAAAUUUACAACAGCCCCUUCACAGUUCUUUGACUCACCACCAUGUGCAAGUGGCACUACUUGAUGUUCUUCUUACUGCUAAUAGAAGGCAGCUUGCUUGUUUUCACUUGUUUAGUCAGUGGAUGGUGGCAUGGUGGGCUUUUGCAUAUUUUUAGAUGAUAAAAGUGAUAACACUCCAGAUUUGAGAAGUUUUUU
Molecule: messenger RNA, 6415 nt
Organism: Zootermopsis nevadensis
Lineage: Eukaryota; Metazoa; Arthropoda; Insecta; Blattodea; Termopsidae
Gene: usp
Product: retinoid X receptor ultraspiracle
Biological process (GO): regulation of DNA-templated transcription
Cellular component (GO): nucleus
Molecular function (GO): zinc ion binding; nuclear steroid receptor activity; sequence-specific DNA binding
Source: RefSeq, a predicted model, not a curated record